AUGAAACAGCUGAAUUUGGACAUUGAGGCUGCGGGCACAACUAGAGUCACAGAAUUGCAUGAGCUCGACGAGUUCCGACAUCUUGCUUUCGAGAGCACGAGGUUGUAUAAGGAGAGAAUGAAGCAGUUGCACGACAAGAACAUUGUUGAGCGAAAUUUCAAUCCGGGAGACAUGGUGCUGCUUUAUAACUCAAGAUUAAGGCUAUUUCCGGGUAAACUCAAGUCACGAUGGUGUGGACCAUUUCGAGUGGUCAAAGUAUUCCCAUCAGGUGCUAUAGAGGUUGCCUCAGAGAAAGACUCUCAUACAUUUAGAGUUAAUGGGCAAAGAUUGAAACCAUAUGUAGGCAUGGAUGAACCAAAGGAAGUGUCAAUGAUCCAUUUGACUAAACCUCAGAGGUCGAGCGAGCCUUAA
Nicotiana tabacum (common tobacco) is the source of this 411-nucleotide messenger RNA. The record is from RefSeq and is a predicted model, not a curated record. Lineage: Eukaryota; Viridiplantae; Streptophyta; Magnoliopsida; Solanales; Solanaceae.